UUGGUUGAUGGCGUCGUUUGUUAUUGUUGGAGAGAGUGAAGAUGUAUCAUUCACAAAACCACUUGGGAGAUUGUCUGUGUUUUACUAUGGAGUUGGGCAUAUGCUCAAUGACAUUACUGCUUCGUGUUGGUUCACUUACCUUCUCCUGUUCUUGACUCAGAUUGGUCUCUCGCCAAGGGAUGCUGCCAUCGUCAUGCUCUCUGGUCAAGUUGCUGAUGGUUUUGCUACUGUCUUCGUUGGUGAAUUGAUUGAUAGAUUUGGGCAUUUCAAAAUCUGGCAUGCCGCAGGGUCCCUAUUAGUGGCUAUCUCAUUUUCAUCGGUUUUUGGCGGGUGUUUGCCUUGUACUAUCCUCCAUAGUAACUCUUUAACUCUAGAAACAUUAUCGUACAGCAUGUUUGCAGCUAUCUUCAAUAUAGGAUGGGCAGCUACGCAGGUUUCCCACAUGGCUAUGGUAAAUUACAUUACACUGAACUCAACAAGCAGAGUAGCACUAACAAGCUCCCGUAAUGCGUUUAGCAUGGUUGCUAAUUUAGCCUUAUACGCGAUUGCUUUAGUUGUAUUUGGUGUCAGCAAGGCUGAUACAAAAGAAAACACUGAAUCACAGUAUCGUUGGAUUGCUUAUUCAUGCAUUACCGUUGGCUGCUGCUUUGUGGUCGUAUUUCUUAUGGGGACAAAGGAACCACGGCUGCGUAUAACUCUAAGGGAAACUAACCGAGCAAGAAUACCAUGGGCCUAUUGGUUCCGUAAGAUUCUAUAUUAUCAAGUCGCUAUGGUUUAUCUCCUCACACGACUAGUCUUGAAUGUUUCACAGGCAUAUCUUGCAUUCUUUGUUAUUGAUGACUUGCAAAUGGCUCAAUCCGCUAAAGCUCUGAUUCCUGCAAUAAUCUAUAUCUGCAGCUUCGUUGUGUCGGUUAUGCUUCAGGAGAUUCCUUGGAAUGGGAAACGCCUCAAGGCCUAUUAUUGUGCUGGUGGUAUUAUAUGGAUGUUCUGUGGUGUAUCGGUCCUCUUUUUGCCAAGAAGUAUAAACUCUUUCAUGUAUGCAGUCUCUGUCUUUAUAGGCAUAGCAAAUGCAUUGAUUCUGGUGACGGCAAUUAGUAUGCAGAGUGUGUUGGUUGGUUCAGAACUUGGCGGAUGUGCUUUCGUUUGUGGGUCUUUAAGUUUCUUAGAUAAAAUGUCAUGUGGCAUUGCUUUAUAUGUUCUUCAGUCACACAAAAGCGGGACUUCACCAGAAGUUGUUGUUAACAGCACACACAGUUUUGACUUUUCGGUGACAAGAUAUGGAUUAGGACUUGUCCCAGCUGUAUGCUCUUUUAUUGGAGUCGUUGUCACGUAUUUUAUGGAACUUGAUGGCACAAUAGUUAAGCCUCUGUGCCAACCGUUGCUACUUGAGUGAACAGAAAGGAAAAAGUCCCUUUGGUGAAACAAUUAAAAUAAUAAACACUCUGUUUCAGUUAGAGUCUUUUUAAUGUCUUUCUAGUUUAGAAAGUAUAAAUCCUUGUUGUUUUCUUCAUUGUUAGUUAACUUAUGGAUUUGGAUUUGGAUCGAGUCGUAUGACUUAAGGAGAAGAUCGUCUGGGUUAUGUCAGCGAUUACUCAGAUUCAAAUCCAAGAGUGUAA
Messenger RNA from Brassica oleracea var. oleracea, 1616 nucleotides. Its product is annotated as major facilitator superfamily domain-containing protein 12. The record is from RefSeq and is a predicted model, not a curated record. Bases 8 to 1393 code for a protein of 461 amino acids. The transcript has 12 exons. Gene Ontology annotation, cellular component: membrane. Gene Ontology annotation, biological process: carbohydrate transport. NCBI's taxonomy places the organism in Eukaryota, Viridiplantae, Streptophyta, Magnoliopsida, Brassicales, Brassicaceae. Gene Ontology annotation, molecular function: symporter activity.